Messenger RNA from Galleria mellonella (greater wax moth), 1612 nucleotides. RefSeq lists its product as uncharacterized. The record is from RefSeq and is a predicted model, not a curated record. The transcript is spliced from 3 exons. NCBI's taxonomy places the organism in Eukaryota, Metazoa, Arthropoda, Insecta, Lepidoptera, Pyralidae. The coding region runs from base 126 to 1577 and encodes 483 amino acids.
CAGAGUUUUCGUAAUUUACAAAAUAUGAUUUCUAUGUAUUAUAAAUUUAUGGUACAGAAUCCAUGGGAGACUCAAUGUAAUAUAUAAUAGUUGAUUAAGAGAACAUACAUAGCAUACAAUUUAAAAUGUAUAUAGCUUUCAAAUGGCUAAUUGGCUUAUGCUCGGUCAUGUGGAUCAUGAUGUGUAGUGUCGACAUAUAUUUGAAGAAGAGUAAGGAAAUUCGAAAGUCAGAUGUGAGUCCUAAAAUGUUUGGAUUUGUUUUUGAAAAUACCACAAUGCCGGUAAAACAAAUAACACGAGUCCAUGUUGAAAAGUUUAAUGUAUUAAAUAGCAAUCAAAAACAAAAUAUGGCUAUAUUACAUUACAUGACAUUCCUUGCUGGCGCAUUUAUUGUAUUUAUAUACAACAAGAAGAAAGAAAUCAUCUUAUGUACAAAAUACAUAGUCGCUAAAAUUAAUUUAUAUAUGUCAGCAACGAAUUUAAAAAAAUCCGCCAUUAUUAAUGGAGUUGCUAUGAUUAAAUUUUUAUUUAAAAUAUGGGUAAUUGUUAGAGAAGUUGCAUACAAAUUUAUAAAGGGCAUAUAUACGUUAAAAGCCAAAAGAAACGAAAAUCAACAAAAAAUAAAUAUUAUAUUACUUAAAAAACUAAAAGAGAUAGGAGAAGAACGAAAGAAUCUUGGGCAAAUAUUGAUUGCAGCGAUUCACGAAAAUAAGAACAUAAGAUUGCAAUAUCAAUUACAAUCAAUGGCGAAAAAUAGACUUUUACGACAUAUAGAUGACACACAGAAAAAAAUAAAGGAGAGCAGAUCUAGGUAUGUGAGUUUUCAACAUUUAUAUUUGGUUACACAUGAGGAGAAUAUUUUUUUAAAAGCUCGUGUGAGGAAGUUAUCACUAGAGAAGGAAGAUGCAGAAAAAAACCUUUUACGAUUAAUAAAAGAAAUAUAUAAAACAAAAAAUACUGAGCUUAAGACAUACUGUAGUCGUUUUAUUAUCAGAACCAAUGACAAUCUAUUGAAUUCGGACGUAAAGGCCGAGAUACAAAAAUUUUUAGAAAAUCCCAGAAGACAUACUACAACAGUUAAUUCGAACCGACAGUUUUCGUUACAAUCUCCAUGCAAAAUAAAUGAUACAAAAACUUUAUCUUCAUGUUCUCAUUCUAACAUUACCGAAAAUAUGCUACAGGAAAUCGAUAAUUUAAUUCCGUUAGUGUCAGAUGCUCCAAGAUUAAAAGGUCUCCCUGGAGAAUAUAUUUGGACUGUUAAAGAUAAAGAUGGCAUAAUAGAAAAAUUAUACGAAUAUGAUUAUGAGUCAGAUUUCGAUAAUGGUGAUAUUAUUCGAAGAAUUAGACAGUAUUCAGUCUAUUUCGAUAAAGAUUGCUUAUUGGAUUGUAUAAAUUCCAGAAGUGUUAUUUGUGGAGCGACAGAUACCGGAAUACAAAGUGCAUAUGCGACUGUGAAUUAUCCGAUUGCAAGUAAAAGAUUUUUGACAGGCUCUGAAAUUUUUAAAAAAUUUUUGCAAGAUACUAAUAAUAUUGUACCUUCGUCAAAUAUACCGAAGCCUCCUUUGCUUUUUGUAUAAUUUUUAUAGAUUUAUUGAAAUUGUAAAAAAUAAAA